Messenger RNA from Scheffersomyces amazonensis, 1233 nucleotides. RefSeq lists its product as uncharacterized. Bases 1 to 1233 code for a protein of 410 amino acids. Lineage: Eukaryota; Fungi; Ascomycota; Pichiomycetes; Serinales; Debaryomycetaceae. The record is from RefSeq and is a predicted model, not a curated record. The transcript has a single exon.
AUGGAUUGUCCAUUAAGUAAAGAGUUAUGCGAUCAUAUAAUUUCUAGUCGCGAUGUUAAGUAUACUACCAUUGAAAGAAUUGGACCUAUUGAAGAUAUAAAACCAUAUAUAGUUAUUAGAGAAAGUGAUAACUUGUUUAUAGGUAUAACCAAGAAGAAUUACUUAAGAUUGUUUAAAGAAGUUCAUACAUAUUGGCACGAACAAAUCCUCACUAAGGAGAUUAAUUAUGAGGAAUUAAUUGAGAAAAGUUCUCAGGAAGAACUUCUCACUUUAUAUUAUUUUACAAUUGGGUAUAUGUUAACUACUCAUGAGAAUCAUAGUAUAAUUAAUAUCCAUGAAUUAGUUGUUAUGGAACUAUAUAAGACAAAUGAUAAAGAAUUUUCAGUUGAAUUUAUUGAGAAUGAAAUUCAUAUAAUUUUAACUUUUAUAUCGAGUAGACUUAGCAAAAUCAAUAAAAGUUCAUCAUUAUGGUUUUGGCUUAAGAAAUUAACAAUUUGGACGAUAUUAGAUCCUUUAAUUUCUGGUAAAGAUGUUCAACACGAUGGUGAAAUAUUAAUUUUAAAAUCAUUUCGAAGUUGUCAGUUACAUUUUGCAAAUUAUUAUGCUAAUAACUUUUUAAGAUGGUUAUCAGGUAUUCUUCUCUAUGUUACUAUUAGUAUAGAUAAUCAAGUUGCAAAACAAAUAGCCAAUAAGCUCCUAGAGCUUGAAUGGAUUCAAUUAAAAACCAUUUGCCAUAGUAACUUAUCUGAUAGUUCCACUUGGGGUUUAAUGGAAUAUCAGAUUAAACAACAGGGUCAGUAUGCCUAUAAUAUGAAGAUAGUUCUUGAUGAAUAUAAUCGUAUUAUUGGAAUACUUAAUAACAAUGGUAUAAGGUACAUUAAUGUCGUUAAUUCACUGGAAUUUACAAGCAAAAGCAAAAGCAAAAGCAACACUAGCGGAGAAAUAGAUCAUAUAAUACUAUCGGAAUUGAAAUGGUUGGUUGAUAUCGAUUGCUCGGUAUUAACCCCAUUUGUUUCUUUAAUACGGCCUAUGUUAGAACUUAAGUAUAGCAUUAAGAGUAUAACUACAGUAGAAAGUAUAGUAAAUUCUAAGGUUCAGGACUUGAAUAAAUUACUUGAAGAACAUCCUGAUGAUAAAUUGAGUGGAUGGUAUGCCAAGCAAUCGGACUUGGUUAAAUUAUUUAAUAAACUCAUUAGUCUUUUACAGGAAGUCAAGCAAGUAACCAGUUCGUAA